Amoebophrya sp. A25 is the source of this 2443-nucleotide messenger RNA. The record is from the annotation of a GenBank genome assembly. NCBI's taxonomy places the organism in Eukaryota, Dinophyceae, Syndiniales, Amoebophryaceae.
GUGUAUUCGUGCAGUGCCAUUCGAUGUGUUAUGUUGCAGUUUCUAGCACCAUCUCCAAAGGGAGCAUACGGCGACGCCGAUGAUGAUGAUGAUGAUGGCGAUGCCGACGAUGCUUGUAUCUUCUCAAGAUCUUCGUGCUGUUUUUGCGAAGAAUUCAGAUGGCUUUGGAUCACGAGAGGAAUUAUACCUUCUGGAUCUCAUUUUUCUUGGCAUUACUUGAAGAUCUAAUACGUUCGUCUUCGUGGUUCUGGUGGAAGAUCUGUAUUAUACUGUGUGAUGAUGCGCUGAUUGAGUAGCGAAUUGUUGAUGUGAGAUACGAAGAGUCGAUCGAGUUCCUUGUGAUGUUGGUCUGAGGAACUUCAGACCGCGACAAAUUAAAGAAAGAGCCGGAGAAAAUUCUUCUUUUGCGCUGUAGUUUGUCUACAUUUUCCUUUGCAAAGACCGAUUAUCUUCAACACAAUUAGGUGAAACCGUGAAUUCUGCACAGCGAUUACAACGUUUUUCCAGAGUAAAAUUUCUUGUGCGUGACAUAGUGCGAUUCUUCGAUACGCACGAGAAUGAUAUGAAACUGAGUUGGAAAGGAUGCAUCUUCAUAGAACUUGUUGCAGUUGGGAAUUUCUCACUCCCGUUGAUCUAAAGUAGUUGUCCCUACAAGUACUGCGUAUCCACAUCAACAUAUUAAUAACUACUCGUCGUGUAGGUAUACCGGUAGGACUAAGAAUUGUAGUGUGGUCUUGGAAAAGAUGGUUGCAUCAUCCUUGCCGGGAGGGGGUUGUGGCACGAUAUUUGUGCCAACCGUUGUGCGCCCGGGUGUAGCAGGUUCGCGCCCUGCCUAUCGGCCAUCGUAUCCUUUGACUUCGAGAUCUGAGGCUGAGCACAGCAGAAACAUUACAUUUCUGCACUCGUCGUCGAAUCAAGAAGAUGCUGCUCGCGAUGGAGAAGCUAAUCCUGGAUCUUUUCUUGGCUCAUCGAACAAAGAGGGUGCUGGUCUCGGCUCUUCGGUUUUGAAGAAAGCAAAAAAGAUAACGACAGCUACACCUGGUCGUGAAGCUUCAAAACAAGAAGAGAUGAAGGCCAGCGGAACGGAAAGUCCUGCUGCCAUGAAAGCAACUUGUUCUAGCAAGAAGAAGAAAAAAGGGGGGGGUCUCGACAAAGCGGUCGUCUCUCUGCUGCAACAUGCCCCCGCAGCAAUGGAGUUAGACGAGUCUCUGAUAAAUCUGCGCGAUCAGAUUCAAGUAUUGCAGGAGAAGAAUUCGAGCAACAACUCGCCGCAGCUAGGGGAACAAGAUGAACUCUUAGUGUUCUACGAGGAAGUCGAAAGGGAGAACGGUCGCCGGUCGUUUGAAUUCGUUCAGCGACAGCAUCUUGAUGAUAGUGUUAUGGGCGAGGGGGGUCGUGCUCGAAAGCGAGUUGCGACACCGUUUGAGCAGCUAAGGAUGGUUUUGCCCAGGCUGGUCCUUGGCAAGAAGAAAUCUGCUGAAGCAAACGCAGAAGGUGCUUUACCCCCGUUGGACGUUAGCGCCUCUAUCACAAAGCUGGUGCGAACUGUUUUGAGCCGUUGCAAAAAUGCUUCAUCAUCGCCAUCCACAACAACUUGUACACAAGAACGAGGACCGCCCUCUCCAUUUGCAUCGCGCCUGACACACUUACUAAGCAAAAGUCUCAAACGGAAGCCAUGGCGAGGAGCUCCCAAAUGCGGCAAAGAGUUUUUUCGUUGGGUACAGAGUCUCGACGAACUCUAUUUCGACGAACAGCUGGAAAUACCGAGAGGCAACGUGAAAGACGCCUCGUCGCUCUCCCUCUCACCGCUUCCGCCCCACGCCUUCUAUAAACGACUCAUGUCUGUCGUCCUCACUGACAGUGUGUUGGAGAACAGGAUGCUGAGCAUCACUGACAAGAAGGAUGGGAACAAAGAUGCAGAUCUAGUAGGUUCUGUUUGCCAAGAAAUUCUCUCGGCCACGCUGGGCGACUCGACUACUGCAAUUGUACCAUCCGCACAAAAAUUUUUAAUUCCUGACAUCUUCGGCUGUCUCGUUCCGGAGCUUCAGGAGAGCGAGCCUGUGCCUGAUGCGACUCGCCAUAUAAAUAUUCCUCCACCUGCCAUGGAAUUGGUCGUGAAGAAUCCCCUUGCAGAGUUUUUUCUAGCACGCCUCCAAGAGUUUGCAUUAUACCGCCACAGAAUAAUGGACGAAGCUGAUCAUGCAGGUCCUCCUGCUCCUCGUAAUUCGGUUCAGGUGCUCCGGGAGUCGCAUGCGAAUGUCACGCGCGAUUGGGCAGCUCGUUGCUACAGUUUUGCGGUACCAACGACUGAAGCGGUCGAGGCCAUUUACCGCCAUUUAUCGUCGUUUACUGGUCCUUAUAGGGAUGAAUCGAAUAGUUGCGAAGAGAGUUGCGAACUACAACAGAUGAGGAGGAGCAUGAAGAAGCACCCACCUGCUGCAGG